Drosophila teissieri is the source of this 539-nucleotide messenger RNA. RefSeq lists its product as uncharacterized. The coding region runs from base 33 to 236 and encodes 67 amino acids. The transcript has a single exon. The record is from RefSeq and is a predicted model, not a curated record. NCBI's taxonomy places the organism in Eukaryota, Metazoa, Arthropoda, Insecta, Diptera, Drosophilidae.
AUUUUCUACAGUCCAGAGAUAACCCGAAAAAAAUGGACCCCAAGAAAACGAUAACCUGGUUUCUCGGCCUGCCAUCAGUGCGCUAUGCGCAGAUCUUUAUCGUGGUGGCCGGCGAUCUGCUGGCCCUGUCCAAUCUGUAUCCCAAGCACUCGAGGUAUAUUGCGCAUCCAUUCCUACUCUGGCAGGAUAUACAGGAGGAGGACGAACGUUCCCUGGACUCACCUCAGAAGUUCUAACAAAUAUAUAUUUUUUAACGUGCGUGGGAGACGUUUUAUUGCCCCCAACGAUUUUUGACCAGACCAACCUUGAGUUUCAAUGCCAAUGCCAGGCCCAUGACGUCACUUGUAUCUGGCUGCCUCUUGCUGGUUAAAUAUACUGAAUAUUUUGUACAUAAGUAUACAUAUAUGUAUGUGUGUCGGUGUGUCUCUGUAGGUGCCUUGGUAAACACCUCGUUCUCGUUUUGUUAGCUGCAGUUCAGAACGCCGAGUGCCUGUGAGCCUCUUCAAAUGCCCGGCCAAAUUAACCCGACUCCUCAUUAA